Arachis stenosperma is the source of this 1126-nucleotide messenger RNA. RefSeq names its product protein DEHYDRATION-INDUCED 19 homolog 7-like. The coding region runs from base 183 to 869 and encodes 228 amino acids. The record is from RefSeq and is a predicted model, not a curated record. The transcript is spliced from 5 exons. NCBI's taxonomy places the organism in Eukaryota, Viridiplantae, Streptophyta, Magnoliopsida, Fabales, Fabaceae.
CAGAGAAAAGAAAAGCCAACGCAACAACACACACUCUCUCUCUCGUGUGCCGGAAGGUCGGUAGAGACUCUCUCUCUCUGUCUCUCUUUCUUUCUUCGUUUGGUUGUUUGGGUUGCUGCAUCCCCAUCUUAGGGUUUCGUCGUUGACGCGCCCUUUUUACUCCUUUGCCCCUCUCCGCUUCAAUGGACUCCGAUUCCUGGAUUUCCGCUCGUCUCUCCACCGCUUCACGCCGUUACUAUUCUCGAUCUGAUCUGUAUGUUGGCGGUGUUCACGAGGAUUCCGAUGGCGGAGGUGGCGGUGGCGGAGGAGGAGGCGAUGAUUUCAGGGCGGAGUUUCUUUGCCCCUUUUGUGCCGACGAGUACGACGUCGUUGGACUCUGCUGCCACAUUGACGAGGACCAUCCUCGAGAAGCCAAAAACGGGGUGUGUCCAGUCUGUGCAAAAAAGGUGGGGAUGGAUCUUGUCGGACAUAUUACUACACAACAUGGGAAUUUUUUAAGAGUGCAGCGAAAAAGGAGGCUCAGGAAAGGAAGCUCCAGUUCAACAUUUUCUAUAUUGAGAAAAGAAUUGAGAGAAGGAGCCUUGCAGUCCCUUCUUGGAGGUUCUUCCUUCAUAUCUUCCUCCAAUUCUGAGCCAGAUCCUCUGUUGUCGUCAUUCAUUUUUAACCCAGUUUUAUCCGAUGAGUCUGAAAGUGCGCAACCUUGUCCUUCAAUUGAAGCUGCCCUAGUAAAAGAAAGCUCAAAUAAGAGUUCCUUGGAAAGAAAACCUCAACAGGUACAGCUGUCAGACGAGGAUAAAGUAGAGAAAGCGCGGAGGUUUGAGUUUGUUCAAGGGCUGCUCAUGUCGACAAUUCUUGACGAUAACUUAUAACUGAAAUUUAUGGCUCGUUAUGCUACUAUUAUUACUAUUGUACUAGGAGCAGGAGCUAUAUGUAUUAAGCACCAGAGGAGAAGUGGGCGUUCGAGUUUGUUGAGGAAGAUGAUAGAAGUGGGAGUAGCUAGAUCAAAGAAAAUAUGUAAUGUAUCUAGAGCUAUGUUCAUAAAAUGCAACAAUGGGAAGGAACCUUUGUUAUGCUGCUUGUGUAAUAUGCUAGUUCAAUGCAAAUGAAAUAAAAUUUAUGUGGCGUA